Molecule: messenger RNA, 2923 nt
Organism: Erpetoichthys calabaricus (reedfish)
Lineage: Eukaryota; Metazoa; Chordata; Cladistia; Polypteriformes; Polypteridae
Product: GMP reductase 1
Exons: 9
Coding region: 242-1279 (345 amino acids)
Biological process (GO): nucleotide metabolic process
Cellular component (GO): GMP reductase complex
Molecular function (GO): GMP reductase activity
Source: RefSeq, a predicted model, not a curated record
UUUGUGCCGCACGCGGUGACAGGGCGGGCUGAAGGACUGCAGCUAUGCAGCGCUCUAAAAGCGGGUCUCACCAAAUAAAGCGGUAGGGGCCCGAGCGAGAGGCGCUCCCCGGCUAUAAAUACCUUCUCUGAGGAGACAACCGGCUUUGGCGGUCUAAGCUCAGGACUGGAGAGCAUCCACACACCGGGGAAGAGAAGCGCAGAAAAGAAACAUUGGUGUUAUCAUCGCGGAACCGAGCAGCAUGCCGAGAGUGGAUGCGGACCUCAAGCUGGACUUUAAGGAUGUCCUGUUAAGACCGAAGAGAAGUAGCCUGCGGAGCAGAUCUGAGGUGGACCUUCAAAGAACUUUCACAUUCCGCAACUCCAAGCAGACCUACAAUGGAAUCCCGGUCAUCGCAGCCAACAUGGACACGACGGGGACGUUUGAGAUGGCGCGGGUGUUCAGCAAGCACACGCUCUUCACGGCCCUCCACAAGCACUACUCCCUGGAAGAGUGGAAGAAGUUUGCUGCCGACUUCCCAGAGUGUUUGGAGCACGUGGCGGCAAGUUCAGGGAGCGGACAGGCAGACCUGGAGAAACUCUGCCGAAUUCUGGAGGCCGUGCCGCUCAUCAAGUACAUCUGCCUUGACGUCGCCAACGGCUAUUCGGAGCAUUUUGUGGAAUUUGUGAAAACCGUUCGGGGAAAAUUUCCAAACCACACCAUAAUGGCUGGCAAUGUCGUAACAGGCGAGAUGGUGGAGGAGUUGAUUCUUUCUGGGGCGGACAUCAUAAAAGUGGGCAUUGGACCAGGAUCCGUCUGUACCACCCGCAUCAAGACGGGGGUCGGCUACCCCCAGCUGAGUGCUGUCAUCGAGUGUGCCGACUCUGCUCAUGGGCUCAAGGGACACAUCAUCUCUGAUGGAGGCUGCUGCUGUCCAGGUGACGUAGCCAAGGCGUUCGGCGCCGGAGCCGAUUUCGUGAUGCUGGGUGGGAUGCUUGCAGGCCAUGACCAGUCUGCAGGAGAAGUCAUCGAGAAAAAUGGCAAAAAGGUGAAGCUCUUUUACGGGAUGAGCUCGGACACGGCCAUGAAGAAGUAUGUGGGAGGUGUCGCCGAAUACAGGGCCUCGGAGGGACGCACAGUGGAGGUCCCCUACAAGGGCGACGUGGAGGACACCAUUCGAGACAUCCUCGGAGGUCUGCGCUCCACUUGCACUUACGUGGGGGCGGCCAAGCUGAAGGAGCUGAGUCGGAGGACCACUUUCAUUCGAGUCACCCAGCAGUCCAGUCACAUGUUCGGCUAGCCGGCCCGAGGACUUGCGUCUGCAUGCCAUGGGGGUCCACAGAGGACGGGGGGUCCGGUGUGCUGCUGGAGGUGGGCUUUGACAAAUAUCCUUUUUCUGAUUCAGUAGGCUCCCUCUGUGCAGUGGUCCCCUGGGGUGCCUUCUGUGUGAGGUUUGCAUGUUUUUCCCGUGUUCUUGUGGGGUCUUCCUGCCGUCCAAAGAAGUGAGAAUGCACUCAAUGAAUUAAAUGUGCUCUCAUUCUGAAUGUAUGAUGAAGGGUGGUAUUGUGGUGGGCCGGGUAGCCCUGCUGCUUCAUGGAUCCCAGUAGGUUGGGUUCCGAACCUCAGCUAAGUUUGCACAUUUUCACUUCCCAGACCCCCCCCAUCCCCCCCGACCCCUUAUUGUGUCUGUGGUGGAUUUGCGUGUUCUCCUCAGGUGUAGCCCCAGUCUGCGCCUUCUCCCUGUGCCCGCGUGUAGUUGGCGGGCUUCGUGUUCAGUUAGUUGAGUUUUGCCCCCAUGUCUCCCAGUGUUUCCAUGGAGUUCAUUUAUAUAGCGCCUUUCUGGACACUCAAAGCACUUUAGAUUGAUGGGGGGGGGGGGGGUGUGCCACUUCCAUCCCCCAUCAACAUGUGGCAUCCACCUGGAUGAAGAGAUAGCAGCUAUUCUUGUGCUGGUGAUGAAGGGAUGAGAGCGACAGUUAGGGGGCCAGAAUGGACAGGAGGGGCAUAAGCUGUGAGCCGCCUGGCGACAUCAAGGAAUUUAAUCGGCCUGACGUUCAGCAUGGAAAAAAAUCAAUCUGAACGUGACAGACCCUCGGUGACCACUCGAAAGAACAGAAAGCGCUUGUUUGAAUGUGUAGUCAGGUGCCACCAGGAAGCCUCCGGAAUGUUUUAUUUACAGAUGUGGUCCGCUCGAUCUUCAUGUCACCUCCUUAGCAGUUUGAUUGGCCCCAGAAAAACGAGCCAAAGACGUAGAUUUUUUUUUUUCCAAGAAUACGAAAAUUCCAUUACGCGUAACAGAAACUUCGAGAUUCCACGUCGUCAGCCUGAUUUAGAGCAGAGGAGGCCCGUCGAGGGUCUGCUGCUGUGCCAGUCCUUUGGGUGACACACAGCCUGAUGUCACAUUCUUGGCCCACUUUUCUUUUGUUGCUGGCACAUGAGCGUGUGACCCGCCCCUCGUGUGAUUGUGGACCACCACGGUGCCAGGCUUAGGGACUUCCCCCAUCUCCCCCAAUGCAGACAGUCGCCACUUUGGGGGGCUGACGUCGGUCUUGUCUUUCUACGUGAUCGAAUUCAUUUUGCUUUUUUUGCCCCACUAAAGGCAGACGUUCAACUUCAUCUAAGACCGGCCGAGCUGCAGCCGAGUCACUUAUGUGCGGAGCUAAACCAGGCCAAGUGUGUUAAGUAAAUAAAAAUAAACGUAACGAGCGGGAGAAGAAUCACAGAUGAAGAAACGGGAAAAGGGGGGGCAAACCUAACAACACCCCCAAGAAGCUCAGGGACAAAAGGCUUCGCUCUUUUAUUUUAUUUUUUUUGUUAAUUUAUGUUUGUACCCACAGAUCGGGUAACAAAAGAAAACCUUUUUAUCGUGUAGACCACACCCCUAAAAGCUACACCUCUAGCAGCAGGGCACCAAUGACGGCUCUCAAAAGGGAAGGACCUAAAA